UAUCUAAGUUUGUCAUAUGGUUGGACCCUGUCACUAAAGCCUUUUAAGAUGCCUCCAUAUGGAAAGACUUAUUCAGUCAAUGAUCUGAUAGAAAAUGACAAGAGAGAUGAAAAAGAAAUCUCAAUCACACCAAACAAGCCAUCAAUGAAGCAGUUGAAUACUCUGGUGAAAGAUGUAGUUUCACGCAGUUCCUGGUGGGAUCUUUAUGGUAUUGAUCUAGCAAUCAUGUGUAUCAACUUUGCACUUCUGCCAAUCAGCUUACUCUUUAUGGGAUCUGUUAAUAUUCCUGUGUUUGUCACUGGUUACCUUCUGUUUUCUUAUAUUCAUGCCACUUUUACUGUGAAGUUGGCACAUGCAGCUGUUCACAAUGCACUGGCAGGCUCAUCACGUUUCUGGAAUGGCCUUCUGUCCAUAUUCUUUAUCGAGAUCUGGGGAGGUUUUACUGUGGAAGGCUCUUAUGAAGCUCACAUCCAGUUUCAUCAUCCUUACACCAAUGUGAUAGGUUUGGGUGAUUCCAGUUCAUGGCGAGUACCCUUCUUGGGCCGCAAUACAUACCUGUUUAUUGCACCUCUCUUCCUGCAACUUCUUUACCCUGUAGUUGGCCUAAAAUUGCUUGCAGGACGUUGGCAGUCCAAAGCAAGGUUUCUGUUUGUUACUAUGAUAGGGUAUAUAAUGCACUUCUGCUUGUUCCACUAUGUAGCUGGUCUGUCAGUUUUAGGAGCUAUCUUUUGCAACAUAACUGUGCGGACAGUUUUUGCCAUUCCUUACAUCCACGUCAACAUUUUUGAACACAUUGGUUUACCUAUGUACGAUGUCAAAAAACGUCCCAAGAGACUGUACCAAAUGGCAUCAUCAGCGCUUAGUCUUCCCCGUAAUCCCCUACUUGAUUUCUCCUUUGGUCACUCAGUAAUCAGCUGUCAUGUGGAGCAUCAUUUAUUUCCACAUCUGUCUGAUAACAUGUGCCUAAAGAUCAAACCCGUGGUAUCCAGCUACCUUAAGAGCAAUGGCCUUCCCUAUCAUGAAGCACCUUAUCUCAGCCAGCUGUGGAAAUUUUACAACAAUUACGAUGAACUUAUGAUCAAAGCACCACCAAUCACAGAGUUAAUUGGUAUCCAGUAA
Porites lobata is the source of this 1119-nucleotide messenger RNA. The record is from the annotation of a GenBank genome assembly. Lineage: Eukaryota; Metazoa; Cnidaria; Anthozoa; Scleractinia; Poritidae.